AUGGUCACAGACCCAGAGAAAGCUGGGUUGGCAGCCCAGCAACCUAUACCUCAAAACGGCAGUGGCCCAACUAUACACCCAGCACUUCCCACGGCCAAAGAUGGUCACGAGAGAUCGGGCAAUGAAGACGAAGUCUCAAUUCAUUCGCACUCUUCUAUAGAAACAGUGGAACCUGCUCCACAGGAUCAAGAACAAGCUCCAGCGCAACGUUCCAAGUCAAGAACCUCUUCAACCCGCUCUCGCGCCUUGACCAUAGUACCACGUUCGAAAAGAAGGGGUCUGCUGGGGAGAUUCGCUCUCGUCCCAGAAGUUGAAAGACCUUUCGAUUACAAGAGGAGUACCAAAUGGUUUAUUACCGCGGUGGUUGCUUUGGCUGCGGCUGCUGCACCAAUGGGUAGUGCCAUAUUCCUCCCUGCACUUCCCGGCCUAGCAAAAGAUUUAAACGCCACACCAACGAUCACCAAUCUUUCCGUGGCCUUGUACAUGUUGAGCAUGUCGAUAUUUCCUCUCUGGUGGUCAUCCUUUUCAGAAACAUUAGGCCGCAGAACCAUCUAUUUGGUCUCCUUCGCUCUAUUCACAUUAUGGAACAUAAUUUCAGCCAUCAGUACAUCAAUUGGGAUGCUCAUCGUUAUGCGGAUCCUUGGUGGUGGUGCUGCCGCGUCAGUCCAAGCCGUCGGAGCUGGCACAAUUGCUGAUAUCUGGGAGGUGCGCGAGCGUGGGCGUGCCAUGGGGAUGUUCUAUCUGGGGCCGCUGCUAGGUCCGCUUUUGGCACCCAUAUUUGGCGGGGCACUAUCCCAGGCCUGGGGCUGGCGAAGCACCCAAUGGUUUCAGGUAAUAUAUGGAGGUCUAUUAUUCAUUACAUUAACAUUCUGUCUCCCCGAGACACUUCCACACCGAGUGGUUGCAUCAAGCCAACCUGCGGACCAAAAUACGACGAAAUCCGGCCUAACACGCUCCUCGACCCGACAAUCCAUUCAACAGAAGACAGGCAAGGUUGCUAAGGUCUUCAAGCGGUGCAUCAUUGACCCGCUUAGUGUCCUGGCAUAUUUGCGUUUUCCCGCCGUCUUGUUAUCGGUGUAUCUCGCAUCUAUUACGUUUGGCUCUUUAUACGUACUCAAUAUUUCUAUCCAGCAGACCUUCUCUGAGUCGCCUUACAAUUUCUCCGUAAUUAUCCUUGGGCUCAUGUAUAUCCCCAACGCUCUCGGCUACACGCUCGCAUCCCUAUUCGGCGGAAGAUGGACAGAUGUAAUAAUGCACCGGGAGGCACGAGCUGCCAACCGCUAUGAUGAAAGCGGCAAAUUAGUAUUCAUACCGGAAGAUCGUUUGCGAGAGAACGCUUGGCUAGCAGCAGUUAUGUAUCCAGGUGCGCUGGUUUGGUACGGCUGGACAGCUGAGAAGGGGGUCUUCUGGGUUGCGCCCGUGAUUGCCAAUUUCUUUUUUGGCAUAGGGAGUAUGAUCCUAUUUGGCACCAUCACCACAAUGUUAACAGAGUUGAUGCCACGACGCUCCAGCUCUGGAGUGGCCGUGAAUAACUUUCUAUCGGCAAUGGAUGGUUGUUUACCAUCUUGGGCAUUGCCUGCUGGAUCAGCUCUUUCGGUGUAG
This is a messenger RNA of Venustampulla echinocandica, 1602 nucleotides long. Its product is annotated as MFS general substrate transporter. Lineage: Eukaryota; Fungi; Ascomycota; Leotiomycetes; Helotiales; Pleuroascaceae. The coding region runs from base 1 to 1602 and encodes 533 amino acids. Gene Ontology annotation, biological process: transmembrane transport; intracellular polyamine homeostasis. The transcript has 3 exons. The record is from RefSeq and is a predicted model, not a curated record. Gene Ontology annotation, molecular function: polyamine transmembrane transporter activity.